This is a messenger RNA of Artibeus jamaicensis (Jamaican fruit-eating bat), 3618 nucleotides long. It is a transcript of the gene MAMDC4, whose product is annotated as MAM domain containing 4. Lineage: Eukaryota; Metazoa; Chordata; Mammalia; Chiroptera; Phyllostomidae. Gene Ontology annotation, molecular function: protein binding. The record is from RefSeq and is a predicted model, not a curated record. Gene Ontology annotation, cellular component: membrane.
AUGCCUCUGCCCGGCCAGAUCCUGCCUGCCCUGGUCCUGCUCCUGGCAGGGCCUCCAGGCUGGGCCUACCCCAGCCACUGUGGGACCCCAGGCCAUACCGUGUGUGACUUCGUGUGUGACUGCAGGGACUGCUCCGAGGAGAUCCAGCGCAGUCACAGUGGGGUCUCGCACGCCCGGAGCACCCCCUUCACCUGCGACUUUGAGUAGGACUCCUGGGGCUGGCGAGACAUCAGCACCUCGGGCUGCACGCGGGACCAGGCGGGAGCCGCGCGGGGCCCCGGUCUGCGCUCAGACCACACUCUGGGCACUGACCUGGGCUCGUGCAUGGCCGGUGGCACCCAUCCUGGGAAAGAGGCAUCUGUUGCAGCCCGGUGCUCCCCUGUGCUACGUGAGGCAGCCCCUGCCUGUGAGCUGAGGCUCUGGCACCAUGCAGCCUCUGGAGAGGUGGCUGAGCUGAGGCUGGAGCUGACCCGCAGCACUGAGACGCUGGCCCUGUGGCAGAGCCCAGGGCCCUGCGGUCCUGGCUGGCAGAAGCUGGUGGUGGCCCUUGGCUGUAUCUGGGGGCCACUUCCGGGACCGUGUUCUCUUCAGCUGACCUCUGCCACCCGAAACGUCACCCACAGGGAUGCUGUGGCUUUGGAUGACAUGGCCUUCCAGGGCUGUGGGCUGCCCUCGCCCCAGACACGCUGCCCCCAGGGGCAUCACCACUGCCGAAACGAGGCCUGCGUGCAGCCCCACCCGCUGUUCCACGGUGAGUGUGACUGUGGAGACAGUUCAGAUGAGCACACGCCCACUUACAGCCACCACAUGUCCACCGACUUUGAGACGGGGCUGGGCCUGUGGAACUACUUGGAGGGCUGGGGCUGGAACCACAGCGCCAGACGGGCCCAGCACCCCGAGCGCCUCACCUGGCCGUGCCGAGACCACAGCUGGAACAGCUACUUCCUGGCCUCUGGCUGUGCCCGGUGCCUCUGCUGUUCUCCUCAGCCCCGGGUUCCAGGCUUCGGGUCCCUGUGGCUGCUCAGUGUGCUCAUCUUCUACCACGACCUACACGGGUCUGAGCCCGGCCUCCUCUGGCUGCACCUGCAGGUUCAGAGCCCGGCAGCUGCUGAGCCCGUCCUGCUGCGCAGGUGCCACAGGGAGCUGGGGGCCACCUGGGUUCGAGACUGGGUUGACAUCCAGAGCAAGCACCCCUUUCAGAUUCUCCUGGCUGGACAGACGGGUCCCAGGGGCGUCGUGGGCCUGGACAACCUCAUCCUGUCUACCGGCUGCGGACCGGCCCUGGGUGAGCCUGCUGAGCCCCUCCCUCCCCAGGCAAGCCCGGCCCCCGCACCCGCGCCCCCAUUCUGUUCUGCCCUACAGAGUUUCUGUGAGCAGGGCCAUCUCUCCUGCGGUGACCUGUGUACCGCCCCCCCCCCCCAGCAGCUGUGUGACUUCCAGCAGCAGCAGUGUGAGGGGGGCGAGGAUGAGCAGGACUGUGGGGAGGGCACCAAGGACUUCGAGCACCCCACGGCAGGGGGCUGGGAGGACACCAGGGUGGGGCGGCUGCAGUGGGGUCGACUCCCAGCCCAGGACAGCGGGGCCCCCAGCGAGGAUGCUGGUGGGGCUGCUGCUGGGCACUUCCUGUCCCUGCAGAGAGCCUGGGGGCAGCUGACCUGGGAGGCCCUCAGGCCCCACCAUGAACUCCACCUGGCUCACUACUUCCAGAGUCACACCCAAGGCUUCCUGGCCCUACUCAUGGUGCAGGGCGGCACCCGGGAGCCAGUGUGGGAGGCCCUGAGUGGCAGCAGAGGCUGUGUCUGGGAGGUGGACACAGUCCUGUCGGGGAGACACCAACGGCCUUCCCGGACGAGCAGGCUGGAGUCUGUCGGCCUGGUGGACGUGGACAGCCCUGGUCAGCAGGGUGCUGGGGUGGACAAUGUGCUCAGGAAGGACUGCAGCCCCACCAAGAAAGACACAGAGGUCUCCUGUAACUUCGAGUGGGGCACAUGCAGCUGGCACACUGGCCACCUCACAGACACCCACUGGCACCAGGUGGAGAGCCAGGGCCCCCGGCACAACUACAGCACAGGCAAAGGCCACCUCAGGCUCCUGGACCCCACAGACCCUCCAGCCCGAGGCCCUGGGGCCCACCUGCUCACCCAGCCCCAGACGGCGGCAGCUGCUCAGGAGCGCCUCUGGUACCACCUCCACGGCCCCAGAUUGGACGGAGAACACGCCGCUGUGGUUGCAGUCAGGCACCCGCGGAACCGCUGGCACGAGGCCUGGGCCGCGCUCCACCGCCAGACUGACUCUGGUGCCCAGUACCAACUGCUGUUUGAGGGCCUCUGGGAUGGGUACCAGGGCACCAUGGCGCUGGGCGAUGUGGCCUUGCAGCCUGGGCCCUGCUGGCCCGAGUGCCGCUCCUCUGAGGACUCGGCCUGAGGCUUCUCCACGGGGGGGGGGGGGGGGGGGACCAUCUGGGGCCCUGGUGCUGACCACACUUUGAAAACAGCUCAGGGGCACAACCUGAUAGUGGCCAGGAGCCCACAGUCCCUGCCCAGAGGUCAUGUGGCCUCCCUGACCUCAGAGAAGCACAGGCCACUGGCCCAACCCGCCCGCCUGACCUUCUGGCCCCACCUGAGCAUCCACAACCCAGGUACCCUGCAGGUCCACGUGGAGGAGGCCGAGAGGCGACAGGUGCUCAGCAUCAGCAACCACGGAGGUCGUGCCUGGCGCCUGGGCAGUGUGGGCGUGCAGGCCCAGUGGGCUGGAGGUUGAGUGCCGGGGCAUGGCCCCCCCUCACCCGGUCCCUGGGCUGUGGUGUUUGAGGCCGCGGCCACUGGCGCAGAGUGCUCCUACAUCGUUCGGGAUGACCUGCUCCUGUGACACGGGCCUUGCCCUGGUCAGGGGGGAAGCCUGCCGCCUGGCGCCGGGGCCUGCUUGACCUGCCAUGGCCUGCCAUGGCUUGGCCUGGGUGGGUACAGCUGGGACUGGAGCAGCAAAAACACACCCUCUCCAUACCCCCACCCCAUGAACCACACCCUGGGCACUGAUGCAGGCCACUCUGAAACCAGCUUGCUGGGCCCAGGGGGCCGGGUGGCCUGGCUGCACAGCCAGCCUCUGCCAGCAGAGGCUACCUGCCUGUGCUUCUGGUACCACCUGGGCUUCCCCGAGCACUUCCACAAAGGUGAGCUGAGGGUGCUUCUGCACAGCACCCGGGGCCAGCUGGCUGUGUGGGGCACAAGUGGGCACCUGCAGCGGCAGUGGCUGGAAGGCCAUGUGGAGGUGGCCAGUGCUGAGGAGUUCCAGGUCGUGUUCUAAGCCACUCUGGGGGGCCAGCCAGCACUGGGGCCCAUCACCCUGGACGAUACUGAGUAUCUGGCUGGGCAGCGUUGCCAGCUGCCUGUGCCCAGCCCCGGGGACACGGCAGUGGCCACGGUGGUGUCAGCCUGGGCAGGCAGUGCCCUCCUCUUCCUCGUGUUCCUGGUACUGCUCAGACUCCUGGGACGGCUCUGGCUGCGGAAGAAGGGCUGCCGCUCCUGGCGCAGGACAGGCACCACAGCCCCGGGCCCUGACACCAUCCUCUUCAGUGGGGACCCAGUUGCCCUGCCCGCAUCGGUCACCAGCGACCUGUAG